Molecule: messenger RNA, 1177 nt
Organism: Desarmillaria tabescens
Lineage: Eukaryota; Fungi; Basidiomycota; Agaricomycetes; Agaricales; Physalacriaceae
Product: glycoside hydrolase family 105 protein
Exons: 7
Coding region: 1-1110 (369 amino acids)
Biological process (GO): carbohydrate metabolic process
Source: RefSeq, a predicted model, not a curated record
AUGUCAGCUAGAAAUAUCAACCCUCGAAAGGUUCAGGCCCUGAAGCAUAUCCACAAUCUCAUCAACUGCUUGGUGAACAUCAAAGAUGAGACCGGAGAGUUCCUCAUGACCUUGGAAGAUGGAAGGGUCAUCGAUACGAAAGGAUGGAACGAUUGGGAGUGGACACAUGGCGUUGGACUUUACGGACUUUGGAAAUUUCACGAGAUCACCGGUGAUCAGGAGGCCCUGGAUAUUUCCCUAGCAUGGUUUAAAGACCGCUUCGAAAUUGGAACUACCAAAAAUGUUAAUACCAUGUCUCCAUUGUUGACCGCCGCGUAUCUUCAUGAAGGGAAGUACGCCAGUUACCUUGCUCACCUGGACUCUUGGGCAGAAUGGGUGAUGUACGAGAUGCCCAGAACAGAAGACGGCGGUCUACAGCAUAUCACGUAUCUUGUUGACAACUACCAGCAACUCUGGGACGAUACACUGAUGAUGUCCGUCUUGCCUUUGGCGAAGAUCGGUCUUGUACUGGGUCGACCUGCCUAUGUUGAAGAGGCUAAGCGCCAGUUCCUGCUACAUAUCAAGUACCUGCAAGACGUGCAAACUGGACUCUGGUUUCACGGGUGGACCUUUGAUGGACGACACCAUUUUGGGCGGGCGAGAUGGGGCAGGGGAAACUGCUGGGUAACAGUGGCCAUUCCGGACUUUGUCGAGAUGCUUCAAUUGCCUGAAACAGACGGUGUCCGGAUGUUCCUGGUCUCCUCCCUUGUCGCCCAGAUCGAUUCAUUGGUGAAGUACCAAGACCCCACGACCGGCCUUUGGCAUACUAUUCUUGACGAUCCGACGUCGUAUUUGGAGGCAUCUUGCACGGCCGGAUUCGCGUACGGAAUCAUGAAGGCCCUCAGGUUGAGACUGAUUCCAAAGGAAGAAAGAUAUAUCAAUACUGCGAAGAAGGCGAUUCAAGCAGUGCUGGAUAACAUCACUGAAGCUGGCGAGUUGAAGUUGGUGUCGUUUGGAACUCCUGUGUUCGACAAUAUCGAAGGGUACAAGCAGAUACCACUCACGAGUAUGCCAUAUGGACAAAGCCUGGCGCUCUUGGCGAUGACAGAAUACCUUAGAACUUUCCUAUAAGUAGUUGCCUGUUGUCGAAAACCAAUGAUGAAAGAAACGUGGAAGUUGUUAAAGACGAUCACUUACG